CUUUCUCCUGCAAACAGCUGUGUUUGGGAUGGGCAUGGGAUUUGCAUGACUGAGAGUAACUGAUGCUCUGAAAAAUCUAGCUGUCUCUGUGUUACUGCAAAGGAAGCCAUGGGCACUGAUAAUACUUGCUUCAGUGCUUUUAAAUGGAGUUUCAAAAAUGCUAAACUUGGGUUGUCAUCCAUAUUAUGGCCAAAGAACACUCUAGAGACCUGGAAAAUACCCCUCAUCUCGUGACAGCAUGGGUCCUAAUAUGUGGGAUUCAAAUUUUGUCUUUGGUUCAUGCACCACAGUUGUUGCAUUUCUAGAUGCCAUUUAGCCCAGACUGCCUUUCCCUUUUCCUUGUUCUGUGACAGCAUCUCUUCUAGACUCACAUUUUAUCUGCUGUGCUACUUUUUCCAGACUCCUCUGCUGGUGGCUGUCACUGCCAGGCAGCCAGCUAUUGUCUAUGAUUUAAUCCAGGCAGGAGCGGAUGUCAAUGCUGUAGACAACAAAGGGCAGUCAGCUUUACAUCUUGCUGCAACAUAUGGCUAUGCCCAAGUUCUUCAGGUUAUACUGUCAAUAGGUUUCCCUCUUGAUCUAGAAAUGAAGGAUUUUGAAGGGCAUACUCCACUCCACUGUGCUGUUCUGGCCCACAACUCCCUGCUCCGAGAGCAGGGUUGCCGGAUGUUGCCUGAGGAACAGCAGAAAAAGCUUCAGCACCAGAGUGAAGAGCUGGAGUCCUGUAUUCAGCUCCUAGUGCAAACAGGAGCCUCCAUCUACAGCAGGGAUGUCAAAAGCAACAAGACAGUUCUUCAUUAUACAGUGCAGGAUGGGAACCUCUCGCUGCUCAGAUACUUCUUGGAGUUGAAUGCUUUCAAGUCCAAGGACUUUGUCAACAACAAGGCCCAUGGCAACACAGCUCUGCAUAUGGCAGCCGCAUUGCCUCAUGACAAGAACCAGAAAGAAAUUGUCCAGUUGCUCCUUGACCAUGGGGCAGACCCAAGCAUCCGAAAUUUAGACAACGAUCAGCCAAUCCACAUGGCUCCUUCUGGAAAAGCUGGAGAUCAGGUCAGGCAUUUGCUGAAGAAAGGGAAAGUUGCAUCUGCAUUCAUUUCCUGUCACCAAAGUGCCACAUCCUAGGUUGCCUGCAGCUUCCGGAAUGGCUUCCACCUCAGCUUGCUGAUUGCACUCUUAGGAAAACUAAAACAUCCCUGUUCCUAGCAUCUUUAAAUCAGGGUGGGAUGACAGUGUUUCUCAACCUAUGGACCAUGAAUAACAUAUCAGAAGAUGAGCUUUCAAAUGUCUGAAAACUUUAUUUUGUUAACAGAGUACUAAUAAACCUCAAGCAUUGCUUGCAAGCAAAGAGGCAAGCAAAGCAAAUGGCUGUUACAUAAAUAACCAACCUGUACUUAUUUGGUGGCAACUGAAACCUGUAGUGGCGAAAGAACACAAGCCAAGUUUGGUUAUAAAAGGUUGAGAAAUACUGCUCUCGGACACGGUCAGCCUGUGCCUCUUGUUAGGUUCUGUAACAGAGGUACUGGUUGAAAUGUGAUGUGCAAUUACCUUCACUGUGCCUGCUAGCCUGGGAAUGCUGGAACCUGAGGGGGAGGAAAAGACUGGAUGGAAGAGGUCAUGUCAGCUUGAAGAGUCAUCCAUGGCUGUAUUUUACUUGAGUGAAUGGACAUUUGGACUCAAGAGCUCCAAGAGAGGGUUUCUGCAAGCUGCUACUACCCCGUUUCUUAGCACUUUGUGGAAGAAAGCUGAAGCAGCUGUCCAUUGCCACCCCACUUAAGAAAAGAGAUGCUUGUAAGUGCAACUACAUGGGGAAGGUUCUCAGCAGUACAGUUUUGUGUGGCUCCUGAGUGCUUCCCAGUGAAGGGAUUCUUCUUUGAGUCAUCUGAUCCAAUCCAAGUUUCCAGCUCUGAUGGCAAAUAGCAGCUCUGGAAGCACUUCAGGGAGAGGAGCUGAAACCUCACCUGAGCUAAUGCCUGUAUAGGAGACCAAGGCUUUGUUUGGGUCUUCAACAACUUUUAGGCAUGGACAGGGUAGAAAAUCUUUGAGCUGUGUGUGCAUGAGCACAGCAGGGUCAGAGUGCAAUGUGGUAAGUGCUUUUCUAUUCCCAUUAUUAUCUAAGGGGGCGUUUUAAUAGAUUCUUCUUAUCCUUUCUGUGAAAUGAUUUGUGAAUUGCUGUGCAAUCAACUGGCAACAAUGUCUUCUGGGUCAAUAGGAUUGAAGGUAGAUGCCUGAUGGAAGAGAAAGCCAUGUUUUGACAACCGCUUCACAGAGGGUGUCUCAUCUUCAGUACAUGUUCUGAAUUAGAGUUCACUGAUUUCUCAGUGUUGCACAAGUUAUUAUUUCUAACAGGACUAAACAACAAGAUGAGGGGCAGACGUCUGAAAUCACUGCUGUAACUUCCUUUAUCGCCCACUGACUAACUCAAAUGAGGGUU
Messenger RNA from Pezoporus flaviventris, 2428 nucleotides. RefSeq names its product NF-kappa-B inhibitor delta-like. The record is from RefSeq and is a predicted model, not a curated record. Gene Ontology annotation, cellular component: nucleus. Gene Ontology annotation, biological process: regulation of gene expression. The coding region runs from base 280 to 1119 and encodes 279 amino acids. Gene Ontology annotation, molecular function: protein binding. NCBI's taxonomy places the organism in Eukaryota, Metazoa, Chordata, Aves, Psittaciformes, Psittacidae. The transcript is spliced from 6 exons.